This is a messenger RNA of Linum tenue, 12310 nucleotides long. NCBI's taxonomy places the organism in Eukaryota, Viridiplantae, Streptophyta, Magnoliopsida, Malpighiales, Linaceae. The record is from the annotation of a GenBank genome assembly.
CAAAAACAUAAUACAAGAUUGAAGGAGAAAUAUAUGUUUUUUAACGGGAAAAAAAAAAUAGGAAGAUGGGAAAAGGAAAAUAACAAAAGAGAAAGAGGAGAAAAAAAUUAAGAAAGGUUUUAGAUACAGAGCGAGAAACAAGGCGCGGGGAAGACCGUCCCUUCUCAACAAAAUACAGACGAAGCAGCCAUAGCCGCGCCGUGCAGGACAAACAGUUAGCUUUAGCGAUCCAUCGAAACUUGACCAAGGAAUUGCAAAGCCCAGCCAAACACACCGCCAUUUCCUCGGAAAUUUUGAAGAUUUUUCACGAAAGGAAAGCAAGGACGGGGAGAUUGUGUACGGAAGGCGUUUAUUUUUGUAAACUUUUGUGUUGUUGUUGCAGAUCCUCCUCCGUCGUCCGGGAAAUCGGAAGCCGGGGACUAGGGAUCCGUCUUCUGCUGUCAUUUUAUUUCACCUGCUCCCCUUCCCCCGAUUUUCUCUGGGCUGGGAGAGAGACUUCCCCGUCUUUGUUCAAUCCUUGGCUUCUUGGAGCUGAGCGAGGGGCGGAGACGAAGAUCCUUCUAGAUAUACCGGCAAUCUAGAAGGGCUCGGAUCUGUUUUAGUCCGGUGACCGAGUCGUCGUCGGAUGAGGGAGGAAGCGCAGCGGGAAAUUUUCAAAAGAAGCAAACGAUGAAAUGGGUAACAUUGCUCAAGGACUUUAAAGAGAAGGUCGGAUUAACUCAAGCUCCAGCUGCUCCUUCUUCAUCCUCUCCUGCUACUGCCGCUGCUUCUUCUUCUUCCCCCUUUUCUGCUUAUCCAUCCAAUCGGAAUAGCAAUGCUUCCCCUUCUUCAUCUUCCCUUUACCAAGGCUACAACGCUUCCCCCGAGAGAGAUAGACAUGAAUUGGAAUUGGACUUCAAGAGAUUUUGGGAAGAGUUCCGCUCAUCCAGCUCUGAGAAGGAGAAAGAAAUGGCCCUGAACCUUACCGUAGAUGUCUUUUGUAGAUUAGUGAGGCAGCAUGCUAAUAUAGAUCAGUUAGUUACCAUGUUAGUUGAAACCCACAUAUUCUGCUUUGUUGUUGGAAGAGCAUUUGUAACUGAUAUCGAGAAGAUUAAAAUUAGUAGCAAAACAAGAUCUUUGGAUGUAGAGAAAUUGCUGAGAUUCUUUUCGGAGAUUUCAAAGGAAGGUAUUAGUGCUGGAUCAAAUUUGUUAACGGCUUUAGAAGUCCUUGUAUCUGGGCCCAUUGACAAACAAUCCCUUCUGGAUUCCGGGAUAUUAUGCUGUCUCAUCCAAAUUCUGAAUACCUUUCUGAGUCCUGAAGCCAUUCAAUUGCAAAGGUCUACUGAUACGGAAGAAAAAUUGUUACUUGGAGGAGACAAUGAUAAUGAAGUUGGGGAGGUUCCCCGCCUUGAGGUGGAGGGACGAGUUGUACACAUUAUGAAAGCACUGGCAAGCCAUCCUUCAGCAGCACAGUGUUUGGUUGAGGAUGAUUCACUUCAGAUGCUUUUUCAGAUGGUUGCCAAUGGAUCUCUAAAGGUCUUCUCUCAAUCCAGAGAAGGUCUUCUUUGUCUGCAUAGCAUGCAACUUCAUAGACAUGCGAUGCAGAUACUCGGCCUUCUUUUGGUCAGUGACAAUGGAAGCACUGCCAAAUAUAUACGGAAACACCAUCUGAUAAAAAUUCUCUUAAUGGCUAUCAAAGAUUUCAAUCCAGAAUGCGGAGAUCCUGCCUACACGAUGGGCAUUGUUGACUUGUUGCUUGAAUGUGUUGAAUUGUCACACAGACCGGAGGCUAGUGGAGUCAGGCUCAGGGAAGAUAUACAUAAUGCUCAUGGUUAUCAGUUCCUUGUUCAAUUUGCAUUGGUAUUGUCCUCGAUGCCGCAAAAUCAGAAUUCUCAGUCUGCCUAUUUCAAGGGUUCUAUAGGGCAAGAUGACUCGUCAGAUGGUCUUCAAGAGUCGCAAAAUCUGUCUCCUGCAUUGUCUAGGUUGCUUGAUGUUCUCCUCAAUCUCGCGCAGAUAGGUCCGCCUGAAACAGCAGCAUCUCCUGGAUCAAAAGCUUCUAAGACUACUCUUAAUAGGUCGAGUGGCUAUAGCAGAAGUCAUACUUCAUCUCUUGAUUUAGCUGGUGAUGAAAACUGGGAGAAGGACAGUACCAAGGUUAAAGACCUUGAAGCUGUCCAGAUGUUGCAAGAUAUCUUUCUGAAGGCAGACAGUAGAGAACUGCAGGCAGAAGUGCUGAAUCGGAUGUUUAAGCUGUUUUCAAGUCAUCUUGAUAAUUAUAAAUUGUGCCAGCAAUUAAGGACGGUUCCACUUCUUAUCCUGAAUAUGGCUGGUUUCCCUCCUUCUUUGCAAGAGAUAAUCCUGAAGAUUCUUGAAUAUGCUGUGACUGUUGUCAAUUGUGUUCCAGAGCAAGAGCUGCUUUCUCUUUGUUGCUUACUGCAGCAACCAAUAUCAUCAGAGCUGAAGCACACUGUUCUCUCAUUCUUUGUAAAACUUUUAUCCUUUGACCAACAGUAUAAGAAGGUCUUGCGUGAAGUUGGUGUACUGGAAGUUCUGUUAGAUGAUGUGAAACAACACAAAUUUCUUUCUGGCCCUGAUCAAGAAAGUGUGAGCAAAGACCAGCCUGAUAGAACAUCUGGUUCGAGCAGCUUCAAGAAACACUGGGAUAAUAAAAAUGUUAUCCUUUCUUCUCCCAAGCUAAUGGAAUCUGGUUCUGGAAAGUUACUGAUAUUUGAAAUGGAGAGUACGGUUUCUGUGGCUUGGGACUGUUUGGUAUCUUUAUUGAAGAAAGCAGAGCCAAAUCAAGCAUCAUUCCGAGCAGCUAAUGGUGUGACUAUCAUUCUUCCUUUUCUGGUAUCAGAAAUCCACCGUGCUGGAGCUCUCCGGAUGCUGUCAUGUUUGAUUGCGGAAGAUGUUAAACAGGAUCAUGCUGAAGAAUUGGGUGCACUUGUCGAGGUUCUCAAAAGUGGGAUGGUUACAAGUGGAGCAGGACAUCAAUACAGGCUUCAAGUGGAUGCUAAAUGUGACACGAUGGGUGCUUUGUGGCGUGUUCUGGGAAUGAACAGUUCUGCUCAGAGGGUCUUCGGUGAAGCUACUGGAUUUUCUCUGCUGCUGACAACACUUCAUAGCUUCCAAGGGGAAGAGGGUCGGAGUGAUGAUUCUUCACAAGCGGUUGUUAUCAAGCUGUUCACAUACUUAUUACGUCUUAUGACAGCCGGAGUCUAUGAUAAUGUUUUAAAUAGGAUGAAAUUGCACACAAUCAUUUCAUCUCAUACGUUCUAUGACCUUCUCUGUGAGUCUGGGUUGCUUUCUGUCGAAUGUGAAAGGCAAGUCAUACAAUUGUUAUUUGAGCUUGCUCUUGAAAUUGUGAUUCCCCCAUUCUCGUCAUCAGACAAUGCUACAUCAACAGAAAUGGUCAACUCUGAUUCUGCUGUUUUUCUUCUGAUAACCCCGUCUGGUUUGUUUAAUUCUGAUAAGGAGAGAGUUUAUAAUGCUGGGGCUGUUAGAGUGCUCAUUCGUUCGUUAUUGCUCUUCACUCCCAAGGUGCAGUUGGAAGUGCUUAAUCUUAUUGGUAGGCUUGCUCAAGCAAGCCCCUUCAAUCAGGAAAACCUCACAUCUGUAGGUUGCAUUGAGCUUCUAUUGGAAACAAUUCACCCGUUCCUUUCCGGCUCGUCUCCACUGCUUACUCAUGCGUUGAAGAUUGUUGAAAUUCUUGGAGCAUACAGGAUGUCAGCAUCAGAACUUCGAUUACUUAUUAGAUUUGUUCUACAAAUGAGGAAGAUGAAUUCAGGACAUAUUCUUGUCGACAUGAUGGAACGACUGAUUCUAACUGAAGAUAUAGCUGCUGAGAAUGUAGCCUUAGCACCGUUUGUGGAGAUGGAUAUGAGCAAGAUUGGACACGCUGCUGUUCAAGUGUCUCUUGGCGAGAGAUCUUGGCCUCCCGCUGCUGGUUAUUCAUUUGUAUGCUGGUUUCAGUAUAAGAACUUCUUGAAAGCUCAGGCGAGGGAUGUAGAACCAUUCAAAGGUGGCCUGUCUAAAAGGAGGGCCAUCUCUAGUGGCCAGAAUGAACGCCAUCUGCUCCGGUUAUUUUCUGUUGGUUCUUUUGAUAAGGAGAACAUGUUUUACGCAGAACUUUACCUGCAAGAAGAUGGUGUGUUAACUCUUGCUACUAGUAACUCUUGUUCAUUGUCGUUCUCGGGCUUGGAUCUAGAAGAAGGUAGAUGGCAUCACCUUGCUGUUGUUCAUAGCAAACCAAAUGCUCUAGCUGGAUUAUUUCAAGCUAGUGUUGCAUAUGUCUAUCUCAAUGGAAAACUGAGGCAUACAGGGAAACUAGGAUAUUCUCCCUCUCCCCCUGGGAAGGCAUUGCAGGUAACAAUUGGGACGCCGCAUACUUGCGCCAAAAUUAGCGACGUGACCUGGAAACUUCGUUCUUGCUAUCUUUUUGAAGAGGUGCUCACAUCUGGGUGUAUAUGUUUUAUGUACAUUCUUGGUCGAGGAUACAGAGGGCUCUUCCAGGACUCUGAUAUUUUACGCUUUGUCCCUAACCAAGCUUGUGGGGGAGGCACAAUGGCUAUCUUAGAUUCAUUAGAUGCUGAGAUGACCUUAGGAAGCACACAAAAAACUGAAACUUCUGGCAGGCAUGUUGACUCUAAGGCGGAUGGUAGUGGGAUUGUUUGGGAUUUGGAGAGGCUGUCCAACUUGUCCUUGCAGCUUUCUGGGAAGAAACUAAUAUUUGCAUUUGACGGAACCUGUUCUGAAGUUGUCCGUGCAUCUGGGACCUUCUCUUUGCUCAAUUUGGUUGAUCCCAUGUCGGCUGCAGCUUCUCCGAUAGGAGGCGAUUUUCUGAUUCUCCCUUGUUUCUUUGCGUUAUCAUUUGCAGGUAUACCAAGGUUUGGACGUUUGUAUGGUGACAUACAUGUUUGUAGACAAUGUGCGAUUGGCGAUACAAUUUGCCCUGUUGGUGGUAUGCCAGUUGUCCUUGCACUUAUUGAAGCAGCUGAAACAAGGGAUAUGCUUCACAUGGCUCUAACUUUACUUGCAAGUGCCCUCCAUCAGAAUCCGCAGAAUGUGAAAGACAUGCAAAAGUACAGAGGCUAUCAUUUGUUAGCUUUAUUCUUGCGCCGGAGGAUGUCUCUAUUUGACAUGCAAUCUCUUGAGAUAUUUUUCCAAAUUGCAGCAUGCGAGGCUUCAUUUUCUGAACCGAGGAAGUUGGGAAAUUCUCAAGUAAAUUUGUCUCCUGGUGCAUCUCUACAAGAAGCUAGCUUUGAGGAUCUUAGCUUGUCAAAGUUUCGUGAUGAAACCUCUUCUCUUGGAUCACAUGGGGAUUUGGAUGAUUUUUCUGGACAAAAAGAUUCAUUCAGUCAUUUUUCUGAGCUUGAAAAUUCUGAUAUGCACGCUGAAACUUCAAAUUGCAUUGUCCUGUCAAAUGCAGACAUGGUUGAGCACGUAUUGCUGGAUUGGACGUUGUGGGUAACAGCCCCAGUUUCAAUUCAGAUAGCUCUAUUAGGAUUUCUUGAGCAUUUGGUUUCUAUGCACUGGUACAGGAAUCAUAACCUUACACUGCUUCGUCGAAUUAACCUUGUUCAACAUUUAUUAGUGACAUUGCAGCGUGGGGAUGUUGAAGUUCCUGUCUUGGAGAAAUUGGUUGUGUUGCUUGGGGUUAUCUUGGAAGACGGUUUUGUGGCUUCUGAGCUGGAAAAUGUGGUUAGAUUUGUCAUUAUGACAUUUGAUCCACCUGAAGUGAAACCAAGGCAUCAACUAAUGCGAGAGCCUAUGGGUAAGCAUGUAAUUGUAAGAAAUAUGCUUCUUGAAAUGCUUAUCGAUCUCCAAGUGACUAUCAAAGCUGAAGAGUUGCUUGAGCAAUGGCAUAAGAUUGUAUCAUCAAAAUUGAUCACAUAUUUUCUUGACGAAGCUGUCCAUCCUACAAGCAUGAGAUGGAUAAUGACUCUUCUCGGGGUUUGUCUUGCUUCUUCUCCGACAUUUGCGCUUAAAUUUCGUACAAGUGGUGGAUAUCAGGGUUUAGUGCGGGUUCUUCCUAGCUUCUAUGAUUCACCUGAAAUAUAUUACAUUUUGUUCUGUCUAAUAUUUGGCAAGUCAGUUUACCCAAGGUUACCUGAAGUGCGUAUGCUAGAUUUUCAUGCCCUUAUUCCAAGUGAUGGAAGCUACACAGAGUUGAAAUUUGUGGACCUGUUGGACUCUAUCGUUGCAAUGGCAAGGUCAACAUUUGAUAGGCUGAGCUCACAGUUUAUGCAUGCAUAUGAAACUGGAAAUCUUUCCCAGAUUGGUGCAAGCCUUGUGGCAGAGCUUGUUGAUGGAAAUGCAGACAUGGCAGGAGAGCUUCAGGGUGAAGCUCUUAUGCACAAGACAUAUGCAGCACGCUUAAUGGGUGGGGAAGCAUCUUCUCCUGCUGCUGCGACCUCAGUACUGAGAUUUAUGGUUGACUUGUCAAAAAUGAGCCCUGCCUUUUCAGCUGUUUGCAGGAGGACAGAAUUUCUUGAAAGUUGCAUUGACCUAUACUUUUCUUGCAUCAGGGCAGCUUAUGCAAUAAAGAUGGCCAAAAUGCUAUCUGAAAAAACUGAAGAAAAGAACUUGAAUGACACUGAUGAUGCUGGUAGUUCGCAGAACACCUUUACAAGUUUGCCUCAUGAACCUGAGCAUUCUAUGAAGACAUCCAUUAGUGGUGGGAGCUUCCCUCAAGCCAAUGCAAGUACAAGUUCUGAGGACAUGCACGGUCCUCAAAAUUACACCGAUGAUGAUAAAAAAGAAAAAAAGGUCACCGAUACCAAGGAACCUGAAAUAUCACAGCAAGAAGGUAUCCAAAUGGUGGAUGGUGACACUGCUGACAAAUUGUCUCAUACCUUGAGCUCCAAUGACUUGAAAAUACAAAAUACUGAUGCAGCUGUCGAUGCACCUCCACAAGCUGAUUCCCAGAGUUCAGCAUCAUUCACAAUUGUUAAUUCUCCUGUUAUAUCUGAAAAGUCUAGCACGAAAGUUGCUUUCACGCCUUCAUCUCCUGCUAUUGUGUUAAAUUCUGGGAUGAGUGGUGCAACCCACAAUGAAUACAAAGUUUUGCCACCAAGUCCUUCUGUUGAAUCAUUUGUAUCUGGUAGCGAAUAUGAUGCAUCUAGUGAAUUGAAGGCUGGUCCUCAAGUCUCAUCUGCUAUGACUGCCUUAUCUUCAGUUAGUGCACAGCUGCUUCUUGAAGUAGAUGAUUCUGGCUAUGGAGGUGGUCCAUGUUCUGCUGGAGCAACUGCUGUGUUGGAUUUCGUGGCAGAAGUUCUUUCAGAAUAUUUUACAGAGCAGAUGAAAGCAUCACAAGCAAUUGAGGCUGUCUUGGAAAUGGUACCUUUAUAUGUUGAUGCUGAAUCUGUGUUAGUUUUCCAGGGCUUAUGCCUUAGCAGACUGAUGAACUUUGUUGAAAGACGACUUUUGCGUGACGACGAGGAAGAUGAGAAAAAGCUUGACAAAACUCGGUGGUCCUCGAACUUGGAUGCAUUGUGUUGGAUGAUAGUCGAUCGUGUAUACAUGGGUGCGUUUCCUCAACCUGGCGACGUAUUGAGAACUGUUGAAUUCUUGUUGUCAAUGUUGCAGUUGGCAAACAAAGAUGGUCGUAUCGAGGAAGCAGCUCCUGUCGGCAAGGGUCUUAUUUUCUCAAGAGGAAGCAAGCAACUCGAUGCUUUUAUACUUUCGUUGCUUAAGAAUACCAACAGGAUGAUCUUGUAUUGCUUUCUUCCAACGUUUUUGGUGGCUAUUGGGGAGGAGGAUCUUCCAUCCAGUUUAGGUUUGCUUAGUGAACCCAAGCAAAGACCAACAUCGAAGUUGUCACUAGAUGAUCCUGGAAUAGAUAUCACUGCUGUCCUACAGUUAUUAGUUGCUCACAGGCGCAUCUUAUUCUGUCCUAGCAAUCUUGACACUGAUGUGAAUUGUUGUCUCUGCAUCAAUCUAGUGGCUCUCCUUCAUGACCAUAGACAAAGUGUACAAAAUGUGGCAAUUGAUAUUCUCAAGUAUCUGCUGGUGCACCGGAGGCCUUCAUUAGAAGACUUGCUUGUUUCCAAACCGAACCAGGGACAGCAAAUCGAUGUACUCCAUGGUGGUUUUGAUAUAUUAUUGACUGGAAGUAUAUCUGCUUUUUUUGAGUGGUUUGAAAGUUCAGAACAUCUGGUCAGUAAAGUGCUGGAACAGUGUGCAGCCAUUAUGUGGGUCCAGUAUGUUGCAGGAUCUGUUAAGUUUCCAGGUGUUAGAAUCAAAGGGAUGGAGAGUCGUCGUAAGAGGGAGAUAGGGAAAAGAUCUCGAGAUACUUCAAAGGUGGACCUCAGACAUUGGGAGCAGGUAAAUGAGCGGAGGUAUGCAUUAGAAAUGGUUCGUGAUGUUAUGUCUACUGAAUUGAGGGUUGUCCGUCAAGAUAAGUAUGGAUGGGUUCUCCAUGCUGAAAGUGAAUGGCAAACCCUUCUUCAACAACUUGUACAUGACCGUGGAAUCUUUCCAAUGCGCAAGUCCUCUGCAACUGAAGAUCCAGAGUGGCAGCUUUGUCCUAUUGAAGGUCCAUACAGAAUGCGCAAGAAACUUGAAAGGUGCAAAUUGAGAAUUGACACUAUUCAAAAUGUUCUUGAUGGGCAGUUUGAAUUAGGAGAAACAGAACUAUCUAAAGCAAAACAUGGCAAUGGCUUUGAUGACUCUGAUACUGAUUCUGAGCUAUUUUUCAAUCUAUUGACUGAGGAUGACAAACAGAUUGGUGAUGAUAGUGACAUGUAUGGGGAAUCUUUUAAGGAUGCAAUUGGGCCCAAAGGUAUUGCUUCUGUCAGAAGUGUAUACAAUGAUGACAAAGCGAGUAGUGUGAAUGAACCAAGCCUUCAUUCAGCACAAGAUUUUGGUGUUAAGUCUAGUGCGGUUUCUGUUCCUAUGUCAGAAAGCAUGCUAGAAAAGUCUGAACUAGGGUCUCCAAGGCAAUCAUCAUCUAAUAGAACUGAUGACACCAAAGUCACCGAGGACAAGUCAGAUAAGGAACUGACUGAUAAUGGUGAAUAUCUUAUUAGACCAUAUCUGGAGCAUCUGGAAAAGAUUCGAUUCAAGUAUAACUGUGAACGAGUUGUCGGUCUGGACAAACAUGAUGGUAUAUUUCUUAUAGGAGAGCUUUCUUUGUACGUGAUUGAGAACUUCUAUAUCGAUGAUAAUGGGUGCAUCUGUGAAAAGGAAUCCGAAGAUGAACUGUCCAUUAUUGACCAGGCUUUAGGUGUGAAGAAGGAUCUUCUGAGCAGCAUGGAUUUCCAGUCCAAGUCAACUGCCUCCUGGAGUACAACUGUAAAAACAUGCAUUGGUGGAAGAGCAUGGGCUUAUAAUGGUGGUGCUUGGGGUAAGGAAAAAGUAUGCAACAGUGGUAACUUGCCUCAUCCUUGGCAUAUGUGGAAGCUAAAUAGUGUUCAUGAGAUUUUAAAACGCGAAUACCAGCUUCGCCCUGUUGCAGUUGAGAUAUUUAGCAUGGAUGGAUGCAAUGAUCUCCUUGUAUUCCAUAAAAGAGAGAGGGAGGAGGUGUUCAAAAAUCUGGUUGCCAUGAAUCUUCCCAGGAAUAGCAUGUUGGACACUACGAUUUCAGGAUCAGCAAAGCAAGAAGGCAAUGAGGGUAGCCGUUUGUUCAAGAUAAUGGCUAAAUCAUUCUCCAAAAGAUGGCAAAAUGGAGAGAUUAGCAACUUCCAAUAUCUUAUGCAUCUCAACACUUUGGCUGGUCGGGGAUAUAGUGAUCUGACCCAGUAUCCGGUGUUCCCAUGGGUCCUUGCUGAUUAUGAAAGUGAAACUCUUGACUUGUCUAAUCCUAAAACAUUCAGACAGCUGGACAAACCCAUGGGCUGUCAAACUGCAGAGGGGGAAGAGGAGUUUAAGAAAAGAUAUGACAGCUGGGAUGAUCCGGAGGUUCCAAAGUUUCAUUACGGUUCUCAUUAUUCUAGUGCUGGGAUUGUCCUGUUCUAUCUUGUGCGCCUGCCACCUUUCAGUGCAGAGAAUCAGAAGCUGCAAGGAGGGCAGUUUGACCAUGCUGAUCGCCUUUUCAAUAGUAUUAGAGAUACUUGGUUGAGUGCUGCUGGAAAGGGAAACACAUCUGAUGUGAAAGAAUUGAUUCCAGAGUUCUUUUACAUGCCAGAGUUUCUUGAAAAUAGGUUCAACCUUGACUUGGGUGAAAAGCAAUCAGGAGAAAAGGUAGGGGAUGUCAUGUUACCCCCAUGGGCCAAAGGCAGUGUCAGAGAAUUCAUUAGGAAGCAUAGGGAAGCACUUGAAUCUGACUUUGUUUCAGAGAAUCUGCAUCAUUGGAUAGACCUCAUUUUCGGGCAUAAACAGAGGGGAAAGGCGGCCGAGGAAGCUGUUAAUGUUUUCUAUCAUUACACGUACGAAGGAAGUGUCGAUAUCGAUUCAGUGGCAGACCCUGCAAUGAAAGCUUCUAUUCUAGCCCAGAUCAACCACUUUGGCCAAACACCGAAACAGUUGUUUCUCAAGCCCCACGUGAAGAGGCGGCCAGAUAAAAAGCUUCCUCAUCCCCUUAAGUAUUCGUCUUACCUUGCUCCGCACGAAGUCCGAAAGGCCACAUCCCCAAUAACUCAGAUCAUUAGCUAUCACGAGAGAGUUCUGGUGUCUGGGACAAACAGUUUGCUGAAACCCAGAACCUAUACCAAAUGUGUUUCGUGGGGGUUCCCUGACCGCAGCCUGAGAUUCACCAGUUAUGAUCAGGAGAGACUUCUCUCAACGCACGAGAAUCUUCACGGUGGUAAUCAGAUUCAGUGCGUCGGCGCUAGUCACGAUGGUCAGAUUCUGGUUACCGGUGCAGAUGAUGGUCUGAUUUGUGCUUGGAGGAUCAUAAAAGAUGGCCCUCGUUUGAUCUCUCAACAUCUGGAGUUGGAAAAGGCACUCUGUGGCCAUACAUCCAGAAUUACUUGCCUUCAUGUUAGCCAACCUUAUAUGCUAAUUGUAAGCGGUUCUGAUGAUUGCACUGUUAUCAUGUGGGACCUUAGUGCCUUGGUCUUUAUCAGACAGUUGCCCGAGUUUCCGUCUCCAAUCUCAGCAAUAUUUGUGAACGAAUUGACUGGAGAGGUAAUGACAGCUGCUGGAAUUUUACUGGCUAUUUGGAGCAUCAAUGGGGAUUGCCUUGCCAUGAUUAAUACUUCCCAAUUGCCCUCUGAUUCUAUCUUGUGUGUGACUAGUUGUGCGUUCUCUGAUUGGCUGGAUACGAAUUGGUAUGUGACUGGACAUCAGAGUGGGGCAAUUAAAGUGUGGCAGAUGGUUCAUUGUUCAGACAAGGAGAAAAUCAGUUCAGCCUCGUCCUCCAGCAGCUCAACAAAUGGAUUGAAUUUAGGAAACAAGAAGGCGCCAGAAUACCGGCUGAUCCUGCACAAGAUAUUGAAAUUUCACAAGCAUCCUGUUACUGCCCUUUAUGCUACAAGUGAUUUGAAGCAGUUGUUGAGUGGAGAUUCUGGCGGGCAUUUGGUGUCUUGGACCCUGCCGGAUGAUAGCCUGAGAAAUUCAAUAAAGAACAAUGGGUAAUGAAGGGGAUAUUCAUUUCAGGUUCAUAGUUUUUGAUUGAUUCUGCCUUUCCUGCGGGGCAGCUAGUUUAAGAAAGAACGGAUUUGCUUGCAGUGGGGAAAGGGAAGCAAAUGCAAUGGAGGGCUGUCCUGGAAUUGGAAUGUGAUCUGACUCGGUGGUCUGUGUCAGGUUGAGAACCAAGCCUAGUCUCCUCGUGCCUUGUGUAACUUUUGGGAUGGUUGAUGGAAGAGAAACGUGCUAGAUCGUAAACAAUAUCGUCAACUAUCUGGUUAUCCGCGGUGUACAUAGAUGAUGCGGUUACUAACAGCGUGGAGUUGGAAGGAUUUUUGUAUACUGAAAGAGGAGCAAAAUCUGGCUUUUCCAACUCAUAGUUUGGACUUUGGAGGCAGGGCAACAAAGCUGGUCCGUAUGUAGUAAUCUGUUCACUAACUUUCCUUCUCCUUGUGUGUUCCUCUCCAUGGUGGAAGAGCUUACACGGCCCGGUUCCUUGUACAAUGUACCUUCCAUUUCAUUUUGGUUAAGAAGAUAAAAUCAGGGGUUGGGAAAGUAAAGAGAGAAGCUCCUGGACUAUCAGUUGCAUAUUAUUUAGCUGCUGGGAGAACUUGAUUGCUUGUAAUUUUUGUAGGGUGGGAUACAUGUAUGUGUAGUUGCAGGUCUUUUGCUGGAUGCUCGAUUGGUGAAAUGCAUUUUUUAUUUACCGUUGAUACCCAUUUCUCUGCAGGAUCAUGACAUGCGUGACUAUGCGAGUCGCAAGUUGACCUUGUAAAUAAGUCUAUUAAUUCUUGUUAUAUUAAGAUUUUUGUUUUUUUAAGAA